AUGGCGCCCAAAGGAGAACCGCCAUCCAUCCCCCUCUUUGCCUCCACCCAGCUCGCCCUCCUCUCCAACGAGCUCGCCGCCGACCUGGCUCAGACCUCGACGCUGCUCGCCUCCCACGCGCCCGCGACCCUGCAGCGCGCCGGCCUCGCCCUGACCUCCCUCCUGCCGCAGGCCCGCCGCACCGGCCCCGGAGGCCGCACCCUUCUCGAGCUCGCCCCCGACCCGGCCACCGCCAAGACGCAGGAUCUCCCCGAGCACGGCCUGCGGCCCGGGGACAUUGUUCUCGUCGCCGAGCAGCCGGCCGGCGCGGCCAAGAAGAGGGAGCUCAGGGAGCUCGAGGCCAAGGGCGGCAGGGCCGUCGUGGCGAGGGUGCGGAGGGAGUGCGUCACUGUUGCGCUUGAGGGGGAGGAAGAGGGGGGGGACUGGAGUGGCCGGCUUUGGAUUGUCAAGCUGGCGGAUGAGGUCACGUACAAACGGAUGAACCAAACCAUGGAGAAGCUGCAAAAGAUGCCCGAGGCCGAGUACUCGAGUUUCAUGCGCGUGCUCUUCGGAUUGUCCAGCCCGUCUCCCAUACCAGUGGACCUCGCGGCAGACGGGGAUUUCGGCAAGCUCGAAUGGGUCGAUCCAUCUCUCAACGAUUCACAAAAGGACGCCAUCCGCUUUGCCCUCGCGUCGCGGGAGGUGGCACUCAUCCACGGCCCUCCGGGUACUGGCAAAACUCACACCCUCAUCGAGCUCAUCCUUCAGUUUGUCCGCCGCGACCAGCGCAUCCUCGUCUGCGGCCCCUCCAACAUCUCCGUCGACAACAUUGUCGAGCGCCUCGCCCCCCAUAAGAUCCCCAUCGUCCGCCUCGGCCACCCAGCCCGUCUCCUCCCCUCCGUUCUUGCUCACUCUCUCGAUGUCCUGACUCACACCUCCUCAGCCGGGGCCAUUGUUCAGGACGUCCGUGCCGAGAUGGAUGCCAAGCAGGCCUCCCUGAAGAAGGCUCGCACCGGCCGCGAUCGCCGCGCCAUCUAUGCGGACCUCAAGGAUCUGCGAAAAGAGUACCGCGAGCGCGAGCGCGGAUGCUUGCGCGAGCUGGUAGGAGGCAGCAAGGUCGUUUUAGCGACUCUGCACGGGGCCGGCGGCUUCCAGCUGCGGGACGAAAAGUUCGACGUCGUUAUCAUUGACGAGGCGAGCCAGGCCCUCGAAGCACAGUGCUGGGUACCGCUGCUGAGGGCGAACAAGGUUGUGUGCGCGGGCGAUCACCUGCAGUUGCCGCCGACGAUCAAGUCACUGAACUCCAAGACCAGCAUGGCGAAGAAGCAAGACGAGGAAGAGGUGCCGACGGUCAAAGGCAUGACGCUUGAGACGACCCUCUUUGACAGACUUCUGUCUCUGCAUGGGCCAUCAAUCAAGAGGAUGCUUACAACGCAGUAUCGCAUGCACGAGGCUAUCAUGCGGUUUCCCUCCGAUGAGCUCUACGAAGGAAGGUUGGUGGCUGCUGAAUCAGUUGCGACGCGCCUCCUCAAAGACAUGCCGUAUGAGGUACAGGACACGGAAGAUACAAACGAGCCUCUUGUCUUUAUUGAUACGCAGGGCGGAGACUUCCCCGAGAAAAGUGAAGAAGACAGCGACGAUGCAGCGAAGAAGGCCAAAUUCAGUCUUAACGGCGAGAGCAAAAGCAACGAAAUGGAGGCAGCAGUUGUGAGGCAGCAUGCACGCCAGCUGGUCGAAGCGGGAAUCAAACCCGAGGACAUCGCGGUUGUCACGCCUUACAAUGCCCAGCUCGCGCUGCUGGCGCCAUUAAAAGAAGAGCUCCCAGGCAUCGAGUUGGGCUCUGUAGACGGCUUCCAAGGCCGUGAGAAGGAGGCUGUCAUUGUCAGUCUCGUCCGAAGUAACGGAGAGGGUGAGGUGGGCUUCCUUGCAGAGAAACGAAGACUAAACGUGGCCAUGACGCGACCGAAACGUUCUUUGACCGUUGUUGGCGAUUCAGAAACAGUCAAAAGAGGAAGCGCGUUUUUGAGGAGGUGGAUAGAGUUCCUGGAAGAGAAUGCCGAUCUGAGGUAUCCAGACGUCUCAGUGCUCCAGGAGGCCUGA
Verticillium nonalfalfae is the source of this 2079-nucleotide messenger RNA. RefSeq lists its product as uncharacterized. The record is from RefSeq and is a predicted model, not a curated record. Bases 1 to 2079 code for a protein of 692 amino acids. Gene Ontology annotation, molecular function: RNA binding; 5'-3' DNA helicase activity; ATP hydrolysis activity. NCBI's taxonomy places the organism in Eukaryota, Fungi, Ascomycota, Sordariomycetes, Glomerellales, Plectosphaerellaceae. The transcript has 6 exons.